Molecule: messenger RNA, 2618 nt
Organism: Volvox carteri f. nagariensis
Lineage: Eukaryota; Viridiplantae; Chlorophyta; Chlorophyceae; Chlamydomonadales; Volvocaceae
Product: omega-6-FAD, chloroplast isoform
Exons: 10
Coding region: 82-1356 (424 amino acids)
Biological process (GO): lipid metabolic process
Molecular function (GO): oxidoreductase activity
Source: RefSeq, a predicted model, not a curated record
ACCGCAGAAAUCAUACAUCGGGCGCGCUACAGAGCGCAUUUACCGGCCGCUGAUAGGCCCAGACUCCUGUAAACGUGCGCAAUGGCUUUCGCUGUGGCUCGCCCAGGGGCACUGCGCCCCUUCAGCGCCCAGUGCGGACCGAGCGUGCGUUUGGCAAAGCCUGGUCUUCUCCGCACACCGGCUAUUGCAGCUCGCCCCCGGGUGCAGACCAAUGCGGCGGCUUUGUCAGUUCCAGUAAACCAGUUGACGGAUGAGGAACGCGCGCAAUUGGCUCGUGAGCUGGGAUACAAGUCGAUUGGGCGCGAGCUUCCCGACAAUGUGACCUUGACGGACAUCGUUAAGAGCAUGCCGUCGGAGGUCUUCGAGCUGGACCACGGCAAGGCGUGGCGCGCCGUCCUCACCUCGGUCACAGCCAUGGCCGCCUGCCUUUACCUCAUCAGUAUCAGCCCAUGGUACCUGCUGCCGUUCGCCUGGGCUCUGGCUGGCACCGCUUUCACCGGGUUCUUCGUGAUUGGCCACGAUUGCGGCCACCGCAGCUUCCACAAGAACAACCUUGUGGAGGACAUUGUGGGCCACAUUAUGUUUGCGCCGCUCAUCUACCCGUUUGAGCCGUGGCGGAUCAAGCACAACCACCACCACGCUCACACGAACAAGCUGGUUGAGGACACCGCCUGGCACCCGGUCACUGAGGCGGACAUGUCCAAGUGGGAUCCCACCUCGGCCUUCCUGUACAAGGUAUUCCUUGGUACCCCGCUCAAGCUGUGGGCCUCUGUGGGGCACUGGCUGGUGUGGCACUUUGACCUCAACAAGUACACGGAGAAGCAGCGACCGCGCGUCGUUAUCUCUCUUGCGGUGGUGUACGGCUUCAUGGCCCUAGCCUUCCCGUCGCUGAUCUACUACACCGGUGUGUGGGGCCUUGUCAAGUACUGGCUGAUGCCCUGGCUCGGCUACCACUUCUGGAUGUCGACCUUCACUGUGGUGCACCACACGGCGCCCCACAUCCCCUUCAAGAAGGCCGAGGAGUGGAAUGCCGCUAAGGCCCAGCUCAGCGGUACUGUGCACUGCGACUUCCCUGAGUGGGUGGAGUUCCUCACGCAUGACAUUUCCUGGCACGUGCCGCACCACGUCUCAUCCAAGAUUCCCUGGUACAACCUGCGCAAGGCCACCGAGUCCCUCCGCCAGAACUGGGGCCAGUACAUGACUGAGUGCACCUUCAACUGGCGUGUGGUGAAGAACAUCUGCACCGAGUGCCAUGUGUACGACGAAGCCGUCAACUACAAGCCAUUUGAUUACAAGCAGGAGGAGCCUCUCUUCGCAAUCCAGCGCAAGGUCCUUCCCGACACGGCCACCUUCUAAACGAGCCGGCAGCUUAUGCACCCGGCUGGUGUGCAGCCGUGGCUCCGUAAUUACGGCCGGAUUGGAGGUUCGGGGUUGUGAUGGGGACGGGGUGCGCGGUGCGUGGAUGGUCUGUCCUGCCACCCAUGUUCCGUGAUCGCGUCCUUUCCCAUUGCGUCAGUUCCCGUGCGAGGGCAGUGGUCGGUCCCGGGAUUCGGCAUGUCGGGGGAGGGAUUGAAUCGGUGGGUGCAUCCUGGGUGCGCUUCUUUCCUCGAGCCUGCACGGCGUUGUGGGGAAGCACGCGGGGCCCCUGGCCCUGUCGUCGCCUUGGUCCUCUUGGGAAUUCCGCAUCCUGCUUUGUUGCUGUCCUGUUGUGGCAGCGAUGGACACGGAUUGGUUUCUGUUCUGGAUUGGGUUGUCACAAGCCGUGGUGAACUUGGAAGAGGGAAAGGAGACUCACCCUAAAAUGCUUGUCAUAAGAAGAAUUUCCAUCCUCCUAGUGGUUCUACUGCUUGUUUUGUGGUGUUUGUUUGUCCACUUUCUUUGACGUCGUGAUGGGCAUCGUUGCAUAAACAAUUCCUCGUUUAUUCGGCUAUGUCCAUUCGCGAUAGUGACAACUAAGAUUUCCUUCGUUGUGGCUGGAGGCUCCGACGGUGAGGGUUUCGAAAUGUAUCGCGGGAGUGUUGAGAUGCGCAUGCGCGUGGAGAGGACUGUGUGGAGGGAUGCUUGGAGAGACGCGAAUGCGUGUGCUGGUAGCGGGCUAUGUGCGUGUAUUCCUACUGUGUGUAUGCCUACUGUAUGAUGCGUGAGAGCAUGUAGAAGUGUAGAAACGGGCACGCUUGUCCAGGCACAGGGCAGGAAGGGGCAUGUGUCAUUAUGGUGAACUGUGCAUGCUUCGCCGCUGCGUUCAUGGCGAGCGUUGACGCCGUGGUUGACUGCGGUUCACAGAUUCCUGUGAUUGUAAUUAACAUGGUGUGGCUUUCGAAGGUGUUCAGUGCACACGAAAGUGACAUGCCGCGCAUGGUGUUGUAUGGUAUAUAGGUCUGUAGGUUGUGGGUUUACAUAACGUCGUGCUGCCUGAGUGCUGGCAACAAAUUUUGGGUAUUUUAACAUGUUCUAUUCUAAUGUGUAUUUGACAAUCGCGGCCCGUUGCGCACCUGCUCAAGGUUGACAGAUCGUACCGUUGCAGCUGCGUCAGACACCGCAUCCUGUUGAGUGGCACUCGCGGGACAAACCGGCUUAGGCAUUGACUAAGUCAUAAUUCUGUAACACAAGCGUCAUUG